Messenger RNA from Podarcis muralis (Common wall lizard), 5213 nucleotides. RefSeq names its product sec1 family domain containing 2 (gene SCFD2). The record is from RefSeq and is a predicted model, not a curated record. NCBI's taxonomy places the organism in Eukaryota, Metazoa, Chordata, Lepidosauria, Squamata, Lacertidae. Gene Ontology annotation, biological process: vesicle-mediated transport.
AAAUCCGCGCGACCGCUUCAAAGAUAGGCGUGUGCGGAUUGUGGAGGCCGGCGGUGCUGUCAACUCCGCUACCCGCUUGUGAAGUGCCGGAGUGGCUUAGGAUGUGCCUGAUUUAAGUAUCCCGCGCCGCCUGACGGGCCUCGGAGGUGCGCUUCCCGCUUCAACACAUAGCAAAGGGCUUCUUUUCACUUUUGCCUCACUGACACCCCUUGCAGCCCGUCGUCUGGAGUGGUACCCACUGAGAAGUGCCAGGGGGACUCCAGCAAGCCUCUCCCACGAUGUCUUCCUCUUCCACUACCUCCUCCUCUCCCACAGCCCCUGCUGGGAUGUCGCAAUUCUGCCAGCAAGCCUGGGGGCAGGUGUUUGCCAAGGCCAAGCGGGCUGUUGUGUUCAUGGACCCUGCUUGUGCCGAAAGCCUUCACUGGGCGUGCGGAGGAGCCGGGAGGUUGCUGCAGGCCGGGGCGAUCAACGUUAAGGAGUUUUCCAGCUUUGAAUCUGGAGCUGCGGACCAGCCCAAAGCUGUCUUUGUGGUGGGCAGCUUGCUGAAAGGCAGGACGGUGGACAUCAUCCGGGACAUUGUCACUCUCAGCAACUUCCAGUACUGCGUGGUUUUCACAGCUGUCAGCCAUGCGGUGCACUUGCAGGCCCACAACGCUCCCGGCACUACUGAGGUUGAAGGUGUCGGCCGGGUGGUCUUUGAACAGUUUGAAGAGAAGCUCUGCCAGUGGAUGGGAAACAUGAACUACACUGCAGAGGUUCAACAUGCCCCUUUGUUCUUGGCACCCAUCUCGCCUCAUCUCUUUGUAGCACCUGCCUUCUCCUUGUUUUUCCCCUUGAUGGCUGAGGAUUUGCCUCGGAUCAAUAAAGCUAGACCGGAGAAGAAGAAAAUUUCCCACUUGAGUGAUGUUGAUUUUUCAUCUCUGUCUUCAGAGUUGCAGCUUCAGAUCAGGUCCUUGGUUUCUGAUUUCAACAGCUUGUUUGAGUACCUCAGUGUGCGGGAGGAAUGUUUUGCUGUUGGGACAAUAAGUAAGAUAAUUGCAGGGGAUCUGGCAAAUUAUGCCCAGGCUAAGACCAGAAGGAAAACUGCACAACACAGAGCUUCUGUCAUCUUUGUGGACAGGACAUUAGAUUUGACAGGAGCAGUUGGUCAUCAUGGUGACAACCUAGCGGAGAAGAUACUCUCUUCUCUUCCCAAACUUCCAGGUCAUACAAAUGACGUGAUGAUCAACAUGGUAGAACUCACAAACCUGCAGAGUGAUGAUGCAAGCUGCAGUAUUGUAGCACCAGGCUGCUUGGCACAACCAAAUGAUCCAGCUGCUAAGUCUCUGUGGGAGUCCUUGAUGAAUUCCAAGCAGAAAGAAGCUGUGAUGGAAGUCAGGAGACACCUAGUGGAAGCUGCAAGCAGGGAAAAUUUGCCAAUCAAGAUGAGCAUGGGGAGAGUCACCCCUGAGCAGCUCAGCUCACAUAUCCAGCUCUUCAAAAAGAAAUUUGAGGCCAUUGAGAACCAUUGUGGGCUUCUGCAGAUUGCGUUGGCUGUUGUGCAGACACUGAAACACCCUCAGAGUGCCAAAUGGGACAAUUUCCUAGCCUUUGAAAGGCUACUUGUGCAGAAUAUUGGGGAGUCAACAUUACCUACUGUACUGAACCAAUUGUUGCCUAUCAUCAAGUCUCAUAAGAACAGGACAGAUGAUGAUUAUACCCCUGAAGACUUCCUUGUAUUGCUGGUGUAUAUUUACUCCAUAGUUGGGGAACUCAAAACUGGAAAAGAGUUGGAUGAAGCUGAAAGAGAAGUGAAAGAGGCUCUCGUCCAGUCUCUCUGUGACGAGCCUGAACUGCCUUUCCUAUUGCAGAAAAUAACAGGCUGUGAGUCUCCACUUGAUCUGACAUUUCAAAAGGCCACAGCUGCAGUGAAUGAGAUCUUUAUGACUCUCAGAGAUGUUGCAAGAGCUCGGGCUUACAUGAAGCAGUUUAAUUCCGUACAUGUUCCAGGAAGCCAAAUUCAACAGGCCUCUUAUAAACCAUUGCUGAAGCAAGUGGUAGAAGAGAUAUAUAAUCCGGAUCGACCUGACUCUGUUGAUAUUGAGCACAUGUCUUCUGGGCUCACAGACCUUCUGAAAACUGGGUUUAGUAUGUUUAUGAAGGUGAGCCGCCCUCACCCUAGUGAUCAUCCUCUGGUUAUCAUCUUCGUGGUUGGUGGAGUGACGGUGUCUGAAGUCAAAAUGGUAAAGGACCUUGUAAUGGCACACAAGCCCGGAGUACAGGUAAUUGUAUUCUCCACAGCUCUCCUGACACCACUUAGCCUCCUGGAGCUGCUGUUUGCCACGGACCGUCUCCAGCCAGACAUUGGCAUUUGACAAGCCAAGAGUCUUAUCAGAGAAGAUGAGCACCAAGCCCAACUCGCCGGAAAAAUAUCAAAACCCUUGGCCUUCUAUCCCAUGAGACAUUCCUGCAGAAAAUGAGAGGUUCUGAAAUUACUCCUGAUCUUGAUCUGAACAUUGGGGGAAUUGCUUUGAUAGCUGCCAGCAAGAGAAAAGUACCUACGCUAAGAUAGCACUUGAAAAUCUGUUCAUUAGUGCUGUGACGUCAAGCCAACUUUCAGUUCUUCUCUCUGCAGUGAUGCUGUGUUUAACUGAAAUUCUUUCUUUCUUGCUGGCAGCUACAGGGUAAAGGUUCCUCCCUGUCCAUAUCAGUCUCAUCGGAGCAUCGCAGAACCACUGAAGAUGACUAUCAGUGCUUCCAUUUCUAUGCUGAACUUUUCCUUCGUUUUCUUUUAUACUGAGCUUUUCCUUCCAUCUUGCUUAUGCAGUUGGCUGGCUUGUAAUAUAAGAUACCCCUGGAGAAAAUGUUGGGUCUGUUUGAGCAGAAUAUGUCAGUGACAACAAAGUGUGCCUUAAUGUCUUCUUCACAAUCUCUAAUACAGUGAGCUCUAAUGUUGGGCAGUUUUCAUAAUGGCAACCAAUGGACAUCACUGAGGAAAGAGGGAGGACUGGGAUUGCCUAUCAGUGCUUUCCAAAAAAAAAAAGUAAAAAUCUUCUAUUGGUCCAUUGUGGAGUCACUCUCUUCAGUGGUGUCCAUCUCAGUGGUGCUACACAGAAGGUAAAUAUCAAGCCUUUGAUAGCUAAGUAUACAUUAAUAUACUACAGAAUCAGCCCAGUGUGAUUGGACAUUUAGGGUGCUGGAAAGCUGAACACCCAAAUGAGGUAGGAUUGUUUCAGAACUGUUGAAAGUGCACAGCACCAUGGGGUUGCCAUAGGCCCGUGUGGAGGGUGGAGCAGCUGGGUACACUUGCCCCAGACCUCUGAGGGCUAAGCCAGUUCAUUGGCUCACCCAGGGCUUGCCGGAUUUACACUGUCAUACUAAGAGCAAAAAACUCUGUAUGGGCCUGGGUUGUCAUGUAGACACAGGGCCAGUUUAUACAUUCAGUAGAUACAUACGAUAAAAGCUUCUGGACCUUCCCACUUCAACUCAGUUGCUUCCUCCAAUGAAAAACCCUCCCUUCCUUUAACAAACUAGAGAGAAGGGUUCCACAUAGACAUCUCCCAGGCAUGGCUAGUUUUCUAUAUGGAGCAUCCCCCACAAUUGCAUGUAUUAUUGGACUUCUAGCCUACUCCAUCCCAAAUGUUGAGGGUGGUCACAAUAUGCUAACUAUUCUCCCUUAGACAUUGCCACCAAAAGUCAUUCAAACAUGAAACCUGCUACCAUUGCAUGCUGAAGUCAGUCUUUUCCACUUUUGGCUACUGAAUGUAGAACAUUUAUAGAAGAAGCCGGCUUGUUAGUCCAGAGCAAAGAGCUUGUUAGUCCAGACCAGGGUUUAUUGGAUGAAAUGAUUACUUAGUGUCUUCUGUUAUAAAAGAAGCAGAUAAAAAUUUGUAGCAGAUUUAACAUUAUAAGGCUACAGCUAAUCUUUCUCUUAUAACUAGUUUUCUGAAAAAACAAUGGUAGAAUAGUUUAAGAUUAGGAAAGAAUGCCUGACAAAUCAAGCAGAGAAACAAAAUUUUCUUUUCUGAAUUGCAUAUGAGAUUUUCCUCCAGCCAGCUAGUGAUUCUUUGCUGCAGUUUACAAUGUUAGAAUACAGCGAGGCACUGCCUUUUUCCAGCGUAAGCCAGCAAAUAUUUAUGUGGACCACCAGUUUAGGCCUUCCCCAGUCCAGUAGAUGCUGAUCAUCCCAUUUUUAAAGCCAUUUCAUUUCAUGGCCCUUCAUGAAGGUAAUCUAAAUUGGGCUCUAACCCAGCUAACAAAAGGGGAACAAUGGACAAAGUUUUCUUAAAUGAAAAGGACACAUUUUGUAGCAUUUACUUAUGGCAAUAGACAUUGGACGCACCUCGCAGGCUGCAUUUGAUAGACAGGUGACAAAUCAUAUCUGUAUAGCUAUUUGUUUUCAAGCACUUGGAGAAGAGAAAAGAAAAAGCUGGCAGUCUCCAUGGUUACCAUUGCAGUUCUGCUACACUGCGUUAAUAGACGUCAGUAUUUUGGAGAUUAAGCAGGAAAACGGGCAUAUGGCAGAAAGGACCACUGUGUAUUGCGUGUAAUGGAAAAGACCACACGAUGCUUGUACAGAAUUUCUGAUGCCAUUGUCACAAGUGAACGGGCAUGAAUAGCUCUCAAAAUGUGGGAAAUACAGAUUUAGGCAGUGGGAAGAGACCCUGUCUUGACAAGGGAUACUCCCAGUACUCUGAAAAAGUAUUGAUAUACAAUAGCCUUUUUUUCUUUUUGUUUUUUAGGAUGAGGUAAAGGAGGAUUGUGCAGAUUUUGUACUACACAGUCUUCAGCAUCUUAGGAAUGACAGAACGAUGCCAAAAAGGGUUUAAGAGGCAGGUGCUUUUGCAUAAUACAGUAACUGCUUUAGUUGCUGCAGUACAAGUCUGUAUUACAGACGUCUGCAGUUGGGGACAGCAGAAGACGGCUGCAAAGGCAAGUCUUGAUCAUCUGUAUUUGUGUUGUGUUACUGAAAUCAGAGAGACACUAAUCCCUGCAAACCGUCACUGGCCAAGCCAAUGAUUGAAGGUCCCCUUAGCCCUUGAAUGCCUUUAGUUGACUUCCCUGUCUCUCACGAGUCUUGCCACUCAUUUCUAGCUUGUUUGGCAUCUGAAUAUAAAACACAACAAUCAGAUGAGAAAACAAGGUUUGGUUUAAUCACGGGAACAAAAUGAAGAUGUCCCAUUUAAAGAGUUGCUGUCAACAUAAAAAUAAAUAAGUUACAGCUUAAGGAACAA